CUGAGACUCAUCUACAUGUAUGUAUGUAUGUGCUGCGAGUGGCUGAGAUGCUGUGGUGGAGGGGAGCCCAGACCCCGCACUGUCUGGUUGGGACACCCGGAAAAGAGGGACCAGAGGUACCCUCGAAAUGUCAUCAACAACCAGAAGUACAAUUUCUUCACCUUUCUUCCCGGGGUGCUGUUCAACCAGUUCAAGUACUUCUUCAACCUCUACUUCCUGCUUCUCGCCUGCUCCCAGUUCGUCCCAGAGAUGCGGCUUGGCGCCCUCUAUACCUACUGGGUCCCCCUGGGCUUCGUGCUGGCUGUCACCAUCAUCCGUGAGGCGGUGGAGGAGAUCCGAUGCUACGUGCGGGACAAGGAAGUCAACUCCCAGGUCUACAGCCGGCUCACAGCAAGAGGGACGGUGAAGGUGAAGAGUUCCAACAUCCAGGUGGGCGACCUCAUCAUCGUGGAGAAGAACCAGCGGGUCCCGGCCGACAUGAUCUUCCUGAGGACGUCAGAAAAAAACGGUUCUUGCUUCUUGCGGACGGACCAGCUGGACGGGGAGACAGACUGGAAGCUGCGGCUGCCCGUGGCCUGCACGCAGCGGCUCCCCACGGCCUCUGACCUUCUCCAGAUUCGCUCGUACGUGUAUGCGGAGGAGCCGAACAUCGACAUUCACAACUUCGUGGGAACUUUCACCAGGGAGGAUAGCGACCCUCCCAUCAGCGAGAGCCUGAGCGUGGAGAACACGCUGUGGGCCGGCACCGUGAUAGCGUCAGGGACUGUUGUGGGUGUUGUUCUUUACACCGGCAGAGAGCUCCGGAGCGUCAUGAAUACAUCCAACCCCCGAAGCAAGAUCGGCCUGUUUGACCUGGAAGUGAACUGCCUCACCAAGAUCCUGUUCGGAGCGCUGGUGGUGGUGUCGCUGGUCAUGGUUGCCCUGCAGCACUUCGCAGGUCGCUGGUACCUACAGAUCAUCCGCUUCCUCCUCUUGUUCUCCAACAUCAUUCCCAUCAGUCUGCGCGUGAACCUGGACAUGGGCAAGAUCGUGUACAGCUGGGUGAUUCGAAGAGAUUCAAAAAUCCCCGGGACUGUGGUUCGGUCCAGCACGAUUCCCGAGCAGCUGGGCAGGAUUUCUUACUUACUCACGGACAAGACAGGAACUCUGACCCAGAACGAGAUGGUUUUCAAACGGCUGCAUCUGGGCACGGUGGCCUACGGCCUUGACUCCAUGGAUGAAGUACAGAGCCACAUAUUUAGUAUUUACACCCAGCAGUCCCAGGAGCCUCCAGCUCAGAAGGGCCCCGUGGUCACCACCAAGGUCCGCCGGACCAUGAGCGGCCGCGUGCACGAAGCCGUGAAGGCCAUCGCGCUCUGCCACAACGUGAUCCCCGUGUACGAGUCCAAUGGCGUGGCCGACCAGGCCGAGGCCGAGAAGCAGUACGAGGACUCCUGCCGCGUGUACCAGGCGUCCAGCCCAGACGAGGUAGCUCUGGUCCAGUGGACGGAGAGCGUGGGCCUGACCCUGGUGGGCCGAGACCAGUCUUCUGUGCAGCUGAGGACCCCUGGUGACCAGAUCCUGAACUUCACCAUCCUGCAGAUCUUCCCUUUCACCUACGAAAGCAAACGCAUGGGCAUCAUUGUGCGGGAUGAGUCCACGGGAGAAAUCACGUUUUACAUGAAGGGGGCCGACGUGGUCAUGGCCGGCAUUGUGCAGUACAACGACUGGCUGGAGGAGGAGUGUGGCAACAUGGCGCGGGAAGGGCUGCGGGUGCUCGUGGUCGCCAAGAAGUCCCUUGCAGAGGAGCAGUACCAAGACUUCGAGGCCCGCUACGUCCAAGCCAAGCUGAGUGUGCACGACCGCUCCCUCAAAGUAGCCACGGUGAUCGAGAGCCUGGAGAUGGAGAUGGAGCUGCUGUGCCUGACGGGCGUGGAGGACCAGCUGCAGGCGGACGUGCGGCCCACGCUGGAGACGCUGCGGAACGCGGGCAUCAAGGUCUGGAUGCUGACGGGGGACAAGCUGGAGACGGCCACGUGCACUGCCAAGAAUGCGCAUCUGGUGACCAGAAACCAGGACAUCCACGUGUUCCGGCUGGUGACCAACCGCGGGGAGGCCCACCUCGAGCUGAAUGCCUUCCGUAGGAAGCACGACUGUGCCCUGGUCAUAUCUGGAGACUCCCUGGAGGUGUGCCUCAAAUACUACGAGUAUGAGUUCAUGGAGCUGGCCUGCCAGUGCCCGGCUGUGGUCUGCUGCCGUUGCGCCCCCACUCAGAAGGCCCAGAUUGUGCGCCUGCUCCAGGAACGCACAGGAAAGCUCACGUGCGCAGUAGGUGACGGAGGCAACGACGUCAGCAUGAUCCAGGAGUCUGACUGCGGCGUGGGCGUGGAAGGGAAGGAAGGAAAACAAGCGUCUCUGGCUGCAGACUUCUCCAUCACUCAGUUCAAGCAUCUCGGCCGGCUGCUCAUGGUGCACGGCCGGAACAGCUACAAGCGCUCCGCGGCCCUCAGCCAGUUUGUGAUCCACAGGAGCCUCUGCAUCAGCACCAUGCAGGCUGUCUUCUCUUCCGUGUUCUACUUUGCCUCUGUUCCUCUCUACCAAGGGUUCCUCAUCAUUGGGUACUCCACGAUUUACACCAUGUUCCCCGUGUUUUCUCUGGUCCUGGACAAAGACGUCAAGUCGGAAGUUGCCAUGUUGUAUCCCGAGCUCUAUAAGGACCUGCUCAAGGGGCGGCCGCUGUCCUACAAGACGUUCUUAAUCUGGGUUUUGAUUAGCAUCUAUCAAGGGAGCACCAUCAUGUACGGGGCGCUGCUGCUGUUCGAGUCGGAGUUCGUGCACAUCGUGGCCAUCUCCUUCACGUCGCUGAUCCUCACCGAGCUGCUCAUGGUGGCGCUGACCAUCCAGACCUGGCACUGGCUCAUGACGGUGGCCGAGCUGCUCAGCCUGGCCUGCUACAUCGCCUCCCUGGUGUUCCUGCACGAGUUCAUUGAUGUGUACUUCAUCGCCACUCUGUCGUUCCUCUGGAAAGUCUCUGUCAUCACCCUGGUCAGCUGUCUGCCCCUCUACGUCCUCAAGUACCUGCGAAGACGGUUCUCUCCGCCCAGCUACUCGAAGCUCACGUCGUAGGCUGCGCGCUGGGCCGAGGGGACCCUGGCGCUGCGCUCUCUCGGUGGGCAGAGUUCAAGUUCCAUUUGUAUUAACCGCCACCUGUGCAUUUUGCAGUAAUUGCUAACACGUGCGGUUCUGACACGGCGAGGCUGCGCCCCCCGGGAGUCCUCGCAGGGAAGACACGGGGCGGGCCCUGAGAGGGGCCCCGUGCACACGUCAGAGCCCCGCUUGUCACGUGGGAGUGACAAUGGCUGUCAAAACGGCGGCUCGCUUGACAGUCAUGUGGGUCCCUGUGCAAGCUUCCUUAUGACUUGAAUUUUGUUGUCCUGUGAUAAAACUUUCUGUCUAGUUGAAGGCA
Chinchilla lanigera (long-tailed chinchilla) is the source of this 3445-nucleotide messenger RNA. RefSeq names its product ATPase, class II, type 9A (gene Atp9a). The transcript is spliced from 28 exons. Gene Ontology annotation, biological process: endocytosis; retrograde vesicle-mediated transport, Golgi to endoplasmic reticulum; phospholipid translocation. Lineage: Eukaryota; Metazoa; Chordata; Mammalia; Rodentia; Chinchillidae. Gene Ontology annotation, molecular function: ATPase-coupled intramembrane lipid carrier activity; ATP binding; ATP hydrolysis activity. Bases 16 to 3105 code for a protein of 1029 amino acids. Gene Ontology annotation, cellular component: endosome; plasma membrane; trans-Golgi network. The record is from RefSeq and is a predicted model, not a curated record.